AGUCUCUUUUUAAAUUUCCCUUUCGGCAGAGAUAAGUGGAUUGGACCAAUGCAAAGGUGACGGGGAAAGACAAGAGGUGGCCCUCACAUCAAAAAUGACAUGCUGCGUUUCACGGUCAUGGAAGCUGAGCGGUAUGCGUGCUUGCCUCGCGGCCAGUGUACAACAAGCGUGGUGUGUAAAGUGGAAAAUAGGGAUUGGUUCUGUUUGAACAGUGAUUAGCGUAUGGGCCCAAAGCGUGGGUCCCUGGUGGGUGCGACAGCUACGUGGUUCUCUGUUGGUCCCAGUAAGAAGUGGGGCUUUUUUUACCAGUGAGUGCAACUAUAUAAGAAGGGUGGUGGGUCUGCGUUGGGUACUUUUGCCUUUCUGAAAUUUGGGGCUGAAGUGAGGAGAGUUGAAGACAUGCCGGUGAUUGGAGUUGAGAACAUUCAAUCUGCAGGUGCACCAUCUGCAUGCACAGGAAAACAGGGCAACAUGAGCUCCGAGCCAGGAAACUGCCAGAACCACCAGGACCAUGAUCCGGACCACAGAGACGCCGGGCCGGCCAAACAGACCAUGCCCAUGCCCGUCCCUGACCUGGAAGUCCAGUACACUAAGAUAUUCAUUGAUAACGAGUGGCAUGAGUCCUGCAGCGGACGGAAGAUGCCAGUUCACAACCCUGCCACUGGAGACCUGCUGUGUGAGGUAGAGGAGGCAGACACCGAGGAUGUGGACAAGGCGGUCCAGAGUGCUAGGGCAGCCUUCCAGCUGGGGUCUCCAUGGCGAUGCAUGGACGCGUCCGACAGAGGGCUGCUGCUCAACAGGCUGGCUGACCUGGUGGAGAGGGAUCGCCUCCGACUGGCUACAUUGGAGGCUCUUGACUCAGGGAAGAUCUUCCUCAUGGCGUACUUUGUGGAUCUGAUGGCCACUGUUAAAACCCUGCGUUAUUAUGGAGGAUGGGCUGACAAGAUACAAGGCAAAACCAUUCCAGUGGAUGGAGAGUAUUUCACCUACACACGACACGAGCCCAUAGGGGUGUGUGGACAAAUCAUUCCAUGGAAUUUCCCUGUGAUGAUGUUUGCCUGGAAGAUCGCUCCAGCUCUGUGCUGUGGAAACACUGUAAUCAUCAAACCAGCUGAACAGACACCACUAACAGCCCUGCACAUGGCCUGCCUUAUCAAAGAGGCUGGUUUUCCUCCGGGCGUGGUGAACGUGCUGCCAGGAUACGGUCCAACAGCAGGCAGUGCCAUUGCUCAUCAUAUGGACAUUGACAAAAUAGCAUUCACUGGAUCAACUGCUGUAGGGAAACUCAUCCAGAAGGCUGCUGGUGACAGCAACCUGAAACGUGUCACUCUGGAGCUGGGCGGCAAGAACCCCAAUAUUGUCUUCGCAGACUGUGACUUGGAGUAUGCGGUGGAGCAGGCCCACAGUGGUCUCUUCUUCAACCAGGGCCAGUGCUGUCUGGCUGGCUCCAGGGUGUUUGUGGAGGACUCUAUCUAUGAGGAGUUUGUUUGUCGCAGCGCGGAAAAGGCCCGUAACAAGGUCCUGGGAAACCCACUGGUACCAGGAGUGGACCAGGGACCACAGAUAGAUCAGAAGCAGUUUGAUAAGAUCCUGGAGCUAAUCGAGAGUGGGAAGAAGGAAGGGGCCACACUGGAGUGUGGGGGGGGGCCCUGGGACCGGAACAGCCUCUUCAUCCAACCCACUGUCUUCUCUAAUGUCACUGACGACAUGCGUAUUGCCAAAGAAGAGAUCUUCGGACCGGUGCAGCAGAUCAUGCGUUUCCGCAGCGUGAAUGAGGUAAUUCAGAGGGCCAACGCCACCCAUUACGGCCUGGCUGCCGGAGUUUUCACCAAUGACAUCGACAAAGCCCUCACCGUGUCCUCAGCUUUACAGGCCGGCAUGGUGUGGGUGAACUGCUACAAUGCCAUGAGUACCCAAUGUCCCUUCGGAGGGUUUAAAAUGUCCGGGAAUGGGAGGGAACUAGGGGAGUAUGCCCUCCAGGAGUACACAGAGGUCAAGGCUGUAACUAUCAAAAUCUCACAGAAGAACUCCUAAGAUUUGCUGUACGGUCCCAAACAAGUAUUUCAGUAGGACUUCCACCGAAAUUCUCUAUGGACCAACUGGGAAUUCUCAGCAACGACCCACAGACUAUUGUAUGCUAUUAGACAAAACAGGGAGUCACUUUCUGUUUAAAACAGCUCUCACAGUGCUCAAGGUUGCCCAAAAUGAUCAUCACCAUUAGACGGGACAGCACUUAAUCCGAAACAAGUUUGCAUGCACAGUCGGUUAACUUUGUCAUCAAUUGGAAUCAUUGAUUUAUCAUAGAAACUGCAUCCCACUGGUUAUUGUGGUCCAAUUCGACAGAAAGACAAUGUUUUUGGUAUAAUCUAUCAUUGGUACACUGUAUGGGAUCCAUUUGAACAGGCCAGUAGUUUGAGAUCCGUUGGAAUCAUAAUUGUGUGGUUUAUAGUACAUACUGUCUUGUCGUUGUUAUUGUCAAUGGAUAGUGACUGUGUAUUUUUCUGUAAAUGUGUGUGUGUUUGCUUUUGUAAGUCUCCCAUAAGUAAGCACAUAAAACCUGAUAUAUCUGG
This is a messenger RNA of Salvelinus fontinalis (brook trout), 2570 nucleotides long. Its product is annotated as aldehyde dehydrogenase 1A1-like. The transcript has 14 exons. Bases 400 to 2034 code for a protein of 544 amino acids. Gene Ontology annotation, molecular function: benzaldehyde dehydrogenase (NAD+) activity. The record is from RefSeq and is a predicted model, not a curated record. NCBI's taxonomy places the organism in Eukaryota, Metazoa, Chordata, Actinopteri, Salmoniformes, Salmonidae.